Megalobrama amblycephala (Wuchang bream) is the source of this 2241-nucleotide messenger RNA. RefSeq names its product doublesex and mab-3 related transcription factor 1 (gene dmrt1). The coding region runs from base 231 to 1031 and encodes 266 amino acids. Gene Ontology annotation, molecular function: RNA polymerase II cis-regulatory region sequence-specific DNA binding; DNA-binding transcription factor activity, RNA polymerase II-specific. The record is from RefSeq and is a predicted model, not a curated record. Gene Ontology annotation, biological process: regulation of transcription by RNA polymerase II; sex differentiation. NCBI's taxonomy places the organism in Eukaryota, Metazoa, Chordata, Actinopteri, Cypriniformes, Xenocyprididae. Gene Ontology annotation, cellular component: nucleus. The transcript has 5 exons.
UUUUGUGUCUUAUGAUCUAUGAAUUCAUGAGACACAUGGGGAGUCACUUUGCUCCCAGUGGGAAGAAGCUGAACAUCAGCUCCCACGCGCGCUGGAACGCACAGGUUGCUCGCGCCAAAUAUUUGCCUGUUGUAUCAAACCUCAGACCCCCCUCCUUAUAAAAGUUUUAUAAUCCGCGGUCGUGUCAUAUUCGAAGCAGAAGAGGCUGACCGUCAUCACCACCUGUAGGCAUGAGUGAGGAAGAGCAGAGUAACGGCUCGCUGUCCGUCAGGAAACCGUCCCGUAUGCCCAAGUGCUCGCGCUGCAGAAACCACGGAUUCGUGUCUCCGCUGAAGGGCCACAAACGCUUCUGCAACUGGAGGGACUGCCAGUGUCAGAAAUGCAGACUAAUCGCUGAAAGACAGCGGGUCAUGGCAGCCCAGGUGGCCUUACGGAGGCAGCAGGCCCAGGAGGAAGAGAUGGGCAUUUGCAGUCCGGUUAACCUGUCCGGUUCAGACACUCUGGUGAAGAACGAGGUCGUGGGUGACCAUGUGUUUACCAUCAGCUCAGGACCGCCAUCACCCACCACCAGCAGCGCUACCGCCUCUCCCACUAACAUAGAGAGCCGUUCCAUGCUGGCUCUAAGCUCUGGAAUGACCAGCAGAGGGCACACUGAGGGCCCAUCUGAACUGAUGGUGGAUGCCUCCUAUUACAACCUCUACCAGCCCACACCGUACACAUCCUACUAUAGCAACUUGUACAACUACCAGCAAUACCAGAUGCCCAGUGGAAAUGGCCGCCUGUCCAGCCAUAAUGUGCCCCCUCAGUACCGCACACACUCCUACUAUUCAUCUUACCUGAGUCAGGGGAUCGACACGGCUGCAUGUGUCCCACCCAGCACUUGCUCUGAGCCCAAAGCAGCAGCUUACUCCAGUGGAGCUCAAGAUUCCAUCAGCUCAAUGAUCAACACUGAGAACAAGCUUGAGUGUGAGAGCAGCUCAGAAUCUGGAACCUUCUCCGUGGACUCCGUCAUAGAGGGAGCGACCAAAUAAAACACCCUCACCUGCACCAAUCUCUCAUUUUUCUGUUGAGUUGUUUCUGUAACUUUUAACUAAAUGUGUAAUGAUUCUGUAACCAAAUCCUACCUUACUGUUCGGCAUUUUUUGUAGUUAAUACUGAUCAGGUUGAUCAAUGUGGUGUUAUGCAGCUUUGUAGUGGUAAUUCUUUUAAGAUGUAAUCUAAGUUUCUCACUGAUUAUCAGAAAUGCAGUUUACAUAGUUUUUGUUUCAUACAGUUUGAUAGCUUCAGUUUGUUCACUUUGCUGCUGCAGUUUUUAAAGACUAAAUUGAUUCACUUUCCAGCAGCUAUUGAAAGAAAUGGCAGAGCAGAACGAUUUAUUGUCACGUAUCGGUUCAAGCUCAAUAUCGCUGUCAUUGGCCUAAUGGAUAAUCUAACUUGUUUCCAUGACCUUCAUGCUGCAGACUCUAUGAGGGCUUCUCCAGCAUCUCCACAGUGUCGUGCGGGACAGUUGGGUUAGAAGAGAUACUAUUAAAUUAUGCUUCAAUCUCACAGCGAACAGCUUGUUUAUUUAUGGCCAUCACUAAAGGACAUCAUUUAACUUUUGAUGAUUUGCAUCAACCCUGUUCCUGUGCACGAUCCAGCUAAUGUGCAGUGCUCUUCUGAGCUUUCUUUGUAUAAUAUGAAGCUGUGCCCUUGAUUUUAAUGGUGUUGGCACAGAUAGCGUCCUCAGUCAAGUCACAAACAGAGGAGAAGAGAAAGACAAAACUUUCUUUCCUUUUAGGAUAUGUUAAAUGUAUUAGGCUGAUUGAAAUGAGCCAUAUGUUAAUAUGUAAUCUGAUUUUUACAUUUUUAUUAUAGUGGAUGGCGCUUUAUUAUGCUUCGACAAUCGGUAUAUCUUUUGCACUUAUUUACUUACAUGCAACUCAAUAUUAGUAGGUAUCUUGCAGAGACAAAUUAAUUUUGUUCUAAAAACCAAUGUAAAAUGUCAUUAUUUUGAUGCAUUUUUGUGCAAUGACUAACAGUUCACAGUUUGAUUGAUUUGUUAAUUUGUUUUCCAGACGUGUUAAUUUACCCACUGUAUUUUGCCGGUGGCGUGGAUGUGCUCUUGUCCUCCGACACCAUAAUGUUACAAAUAUUUGUAUUAUUGUUGUGAUUAUAAAGCAAUGCAAAAGCUAAUUUGCAAUCGUUGUAUGUUUAUAUGCUCUCAUGUUCAGUGGAAAUAAAAUCAUUAUUGAUGACUGA